UUGAAUGAGUGGAAUAUUUGAGUCUCGAGAUUGAUUGUAUUUACUAAAGUAAAAAGUUCAAAUUUUCAAACUGUACUUUACAAUUGUGUUUACGCAGUAAAGUUUUGCAUCUAAAUAAAAACAUAUUUUCAAAUCUAAAUCAGUGAACCUGUAAAUUUUAACGUAGCCUGUGCCUGUUAAAGUUUGAUGUGUUUACGGUUAUUGAAAUGUGUUUUGGAAGUAUUCUGCGAUCCAAUAUUGGGCUCGUAUCAAUCAUUUCGUGAUAUUAAUUCUAAAACUAGUUAUGAUAUCACCUAGUGUUUCCCAGACAUGUGACUGUAUGUGAUACUAUAGCAACUAAGUACGAGGGAAUAAGUGCUGCUUUCGUUCGACUCGAUUUACACAUGCCGUUCGAUGGAUAACUAUAACAACAAAUCAUCUAAUAGUAAUACAAGUCGAAGAAGAAGUAAAAAUGAGACGAAAAAGGAAAUGGUGUUAGAUGAUAACAAAGCUAUAAGUUGUAUCGAACAGGAUGCUAAUAUCGUAAAUGAUGACAAUGAAAGUGACUCGGCAAGCUCCACCGACAGUGAAGAGCUCGUAAAUGCUAUCAAUUAUAACACUAUCACAUCUUUAGCUGCCCUAAAAGACAUUAUACAGGGAGAUAGAAAUGAUACUCCGGAAACCGAUAGUUUCUUCCAGCAUUAUUUUAUGAAUCACUGCAAUAAUCUUUCAAGUCGCAGUUCAAAUUCGACAUCUCCUUUUUCAUUUAAUGAAAGACGUCGGCUUUCACAAUGUCGAGAGGAAGAUGAAGAUGAUAUAAAAAAGGAGAGCUCUAGCACGAUUUCACCACAAAAGUUUGCUUUAGAUUUUAAGAGAAAGGAAGGUUCUAAAAAUAACAAUAACAAUCAAGUAAAAACAGAUGAUCACGAUGAGAAUGAAACAAAUGCUAAUAAAGAAGAUACGACAGAACAUACAGUUGUUAUAGGCGCGAAACAUAAGUUUUUAGUUACAACUGCCGAAGAAAAUUCUCAGAAAGACGUCGGAACAAAAACAGUUGACAAACCGUUUCGAACGCACGUCAGUAAUUCCCAUACUGUUCAUUUUGGUACCAAGGGUCCCGAAGAGCAACGUCCAAGUAUAAGAUCGAUAUUUACUGGUGAGAAUCUCCAUCGCGAUAAGAAUUAUUUUGAUAGUAGUUUAAUUGAAAUCAGAUCGACCGUUGACGGUGUUCCGACAAGCUCCGAAGAUAUAUGGAUUAAGAGAAGUGAAGACAGAAAUGUUUUGGAAAAAAAAUCGAAUAAAAAGGACAGCAAGAAUAAGAAUGUUAAAACUGAUAUUAACCUAGAAUCUCAACGAACUCGAUCAGGGACUUGGGGGUCGCAAGUGACGCGAAAAGAUGUUGUAAUCAAUGUUGAAUCUAAAAAGGUUAAGGAUGUCCGAAGAAACAGCGACGAGAGACGACAGAAAAGAGAACAGCGAUUGGAUGCGGCGAUCACGCGUAGUUCUAACUCCGUGGGCGAGAGGAGACGCAGGGGCUCCGCUGACGAGGGACAUUCACACCAGCUGUACCAGCAAACGAUUCAUGGAACUAGUGGUGUAAGCCGUAGACCGCCACUGUUUGACUUGUUCAAGUCCCGACAGCGUGGAGAUUCAAAGAAACACCCUAGUCUCAUGCAGCAAGUCUUCGGUGCACUGCAGGGUAAGACGAAAGCGUCGACAAAGGAAGGAAAAUCUGACUCGCCAAAGCAGGAGUCCACGAAAUCUGACAAUGUAUCAACUGCGUCUACGAGUAGCAGAAAAGCGAAGGACGGGUCGGCGCAUCCUCACCCAGGGAGCGAUACAAAGUACUACCACACGAUCACGGUGCCAUCACAACGCCGUGCCAGCGCUAUCAACAAGGUUAUGGACUUAUUCCGAGGCAGAGCAUCAGUACCUGGGCAGUCACACGCUGAGGGCUCGGACAGGAGGCGCUCGAGGGCAGUUGGUCAGCAAUACCAUCAUGGAGGGGCUAAGCUUCGGCGCGCUUCCUCUCAAGAUGCCGAGAAGAGACGCAGUUCACUUGGCAACCUGCCCGUAUCGAGACACAGGGCCUCCGACGCGUCCAUGGAUCCUCAACAAGCCGCCUUACUCUUCCGCCAAGCCAGAGGGUUGCCGCUCAGGGAUCCAUUCUUGGCGAAAUUUCAACUCUGUGAUCCUGCAAAAGAGGACGAGUCGCAGAUAUUCGUGAAGUUCUUCAAGUUCCACAAAUGCUACGAUCUGAUGCCGACCUCUGCUAAGCUGGUUGUAUUCGAUACUCAACUCCUGGUUAAGAAGGCUUUCUACGCUCUGGUCUGCAACGGUGUACGUGCGGCUCCACUAUGGGACUCUGACAAGCAGCAGUUCAUCGGCAUGCUGACGAUCACCGAUUUUAUUAAGAUCCUUAAGAUGUAUUACACAAGCCCAGACGUCGCUAUGGAGGAACUGGAAGAACACCGUCUCGAGACUUGGCGAAAGGUGCUGCGCGGGUCUGUGAGGCCUCUUGUAUCCAUAGAUCCGGAUAGCUCGCUCUAUGAGGCGAUACGCUUACUGAUCCUCAACAGGAUCCAUCGUUUGCCCGUCUUCGAUCCAAAAACUGGCAACGCGUUGUAUAUUCUCACACACAAGAGGAUCUUGAAAUUCCUCUUCUUAUAUAUAAACGAGAUGCCAAAGCCAAAGUUCUUACAGAGCAAGCUCCGCGAUCUUAAUAUCGGUACUCUUAACGACAUUGAGACCGCCACUGAGGAGACUACGAUCAUAGAGGCGUUGGGGAAAUUUGUGAACCGACGUGUGUCGGCACUGCCGAUCAUCGAUGCUGAAGGUCGGCUCAAGGACAUAUAUGCAAAGUUUGAUGUUAUUAAUUUGGCCGCGGAGAACACUUACAACAAUCUGGAGGUGACUUUGAAGAAGGCAAACGAACAUCGCAACGAGUGGUUCGAAGGCGUCCAGAAAUGUAACCUUGACGAGACGCUGUUCGAGGUUAUGGAGAGGAUUGUCCGCGCUGAGGUGCAUCGUCUCGUAGUUGUUGACAAGGAAGACAAAGUUGUUGGUAUUAUAUCACUCUCUGAUCUCUUGAUGUACUUGGUGCUGCGACCAACUGGCGAAUGCGCCGGCGCAAGCUUACGCAACGAACACCAAUCCCCCAUCUCUGAACAAGACGAGACAUCUGAAACACCAUCACAAGAAAGCCCAGAUACGACAGAAGCCGGUGAUGUAGAAACUCCGCAAACAGACAAUGAGUGAUUCCUUUGUGAUUUAUUGUUUUUUUUAUUUGCGAACAUUUAAUUUUGCUGGUAAUAACUUACGUUAUAUGCGGCGUGAAAAUUUAAUUUGGUCCGCACACAAAUUAUAUUGUGGUAAUGAGUAGUACUUAAGUGGCUAAGCAUAAAUUUAUUAUUAAUAUUAUCUGUUACUUUGGCAAUAAUUGACUGUCGUUGACGGCAAGGUUAUUUGGAUAUUAAGGUUGUAGUAUUGUGUUGGAACACAAUAUUUUGUUAUUUCUCAAUUAAAUGUUCGCUACGUUAUGCUUUUUGUGAACAGAAGUAUAGGAUUAAGUGAAGGGUCAAACAUAGUAUUGUGUUUUGAGAAACGUCAAAAUCUGGAAUGAAUAAUGGUGAGCAUUGUUUAAAAAAACUUUAUUCUAGAAAGAAAUAAAUGAUCGGGAGGUACUCGUAGAUUUUAUCAAUAAAAAUUAAAAAUAUAUACUUAGGUGUCGUGGUUGAAAUUUAAUGGAAGUUUAUUCUAUAAAUCUUGAUCAAUUUGUUGUGGUAAGUGUAGGAUAAAGCCUGCCUAAAGUCACAACAAAGCAACUUAAGAAACAUUUGCAAUUUACUUCCUGAUUGCUGAGUCAUUCGGUAUAUAGUUUUGUUGCAACUUUUUUUUGACAAAUUAAAGAUUCCGGUCGCAUUUAUUCAUAACUCUUGAUAUUGAGUUCCUAUUGAUAUUCCUAUCAAUAUGUUAUUUUAUUUUUUAAUUUUCUUCCGAUUUAAAAAAAAUGGUUACCUUGAAGAUUUCUUAACCAGAGUUCCAAUGAAGAAUGUUCACUCAUUUUGAUUUUUAGCUUUUCGUAUUCUCUAUAGAAAAUAUAGAUAUUAUGUAGUGUAUUUAUAUACAUCUAGAUUUUAUUGAAACUAUGUUUCAACCGAUUUCGCAUAGACUUUAAUAUUCUUCAUUAUAUGAUAGUAGAUGUGUAAGCGCCGGGCUGUAAAGUAUGAGCUGUGAACGAAACUUAACGAACCGAUGGACACAAUAUUAUAUUGAAUUACUCAUCGAUUGUAAGUAGUUACUUUUGCCAGUUACAGCAUAUGACGCAAUGAAUGACACCGCUCAUGGUUUGUUCCGGCGCAGAUACAAGGAAAAUAUCAUUAUGUUGUAUGUAGUUAACUUUCACUAUAUUGUGUAGAAAUAGUAGUUGGCAAAGUAGGCCUAAUUUUAGUGAAAUAUAUAACCACCAUUCUAUAUAUAUCUAACCUAGUUACUUUUUUAUUUAUGUAACACAGUAAUUACAAAACCUAUUGUUUAGUUUUGUGAUUUCAAUAUUUUUUACUAGACUUUUCCUUUUUGUAAGAAAUAUAACUUCCCUAAUAUUUUCUUAUGUGCUUCUUUAAUACUUUAUGUGUACAAAAGCAGAUGUCAUCUAUUUUUACAUAUAUACGUUUGUACUCUUAAUAAGUUAUAUUUUGGUUUGUGUACUCAAAUUAUGCAGCACAAAUUUUUAACACUUUUUUGGUCUUCCCAUACAUAUAUUUGCCAGUAUAACUUGUAGUUGAAAUAUCUUUGAUGAUCUUCAUAUAAUCGAUAUUAAAGAACUGUCUAACAAAUUAUUUUUACAGUAACCUUUUCACCAGUUCAUUAUUCAAUAUUAUCUAUUUCUUGAAUGGGUAUAUAGUAGAAGUUAUAGAAUAUCUUGCUGUUACUAUAAAAAUCGAAUUAUAAGGUUUUUUUUCCUAAUACAAUUUUGUAACAAAAUAAGUAGUUUAUUUAUUAUGUAAUACUAUUUAUAUAAGUUAAUAUAUUCUGUGUUAUCAAUAAACACGAAGUAAAGCUAUUCCAAGUUUUUAUACAUUAUCCUACCUUGUCACUAUAGAAUAACAUAACAGGGAGAAGUAAUUUCAAACUUGCAGUAACUUUACACUGUGUUUAUUAAUAAGAGAGAUAAUGUUUAUAGAUGUUUUAGUAUGUGUCCAUUUCGGGGACUGAAUAACCCAAAAAUUAAGAUAUUAUGAAAUUAAGUAGUGGAGUAGAAGAAAAUAGGUAUAUGUGACAUCACAGUGUAGGAGCAAGUCUUUAUAAUUAGGGGUUACAUAAGGAUGGCAAAUGACGCUGAAUAUAUAAAGGUCAUAUACCGUACUUAGUGUAGUAAAAAACACUAAAAGUUUACGGCUCAGAGUUAGUGUACCCGCGAGAACGUCUUACUACUGCCACCAGUACCAUUCGUAUUUUCAGUUCGCUCUCGGCUUGAUACAGUUUCGUUCGGUCAGAUAAUUAGACCGCACCUAAAGUUGGUACAUAAUAAUUCAUAAUAUUAGUUUUUUAGUUAGCUGGUACUCUGAAGGCCCGCAAUGGUGGUAGGUUAUAAAUAUGAUUUAAUUAUCUGUAUGUUAAAUCAUUGUCGAAAUACAACAUUAUUUUCAUAAAUAAAAAUAGAUGUGUGUGAAAAUGUCUCGUGCCAGAUUUUUGGCGAGACAACACGUCCUGAGGAUGCCUCGUGUAGAGGCGAAACACGUGUCGAACUGUUCAAAGACAAAUAUUGGCGGAAUCAACACCAAAGAAAACCCAAAUCAUUCGUAUAAUUUUGGAUUUCCGCAAAGUAACGCCUACUUUAAUAAAUAAAAAUAGAUCUAUACUAUGCGGAACUUACAGUCAAUACCGAAUUAAGCCGGAUAAAAUCGCGAGUCGAUUUAUACUUAUUUAAAAAUAUUGUGGACGCUUAACGUCAUACCGAACGUACUUGUGAGCAAAUACAAAGGGUCUGUUUCGCAAAGUACAAAAAAGUAACGUAGAAACAGUCUUGUUAUAAAACUAUUUUCAUUUCUAAACAAUUUUUUUUGUUUUAAAGUGACAAUCCUUACAUCUGGGAUUAAUUACACAAAUAAAACUGAAAACAAAAUUUUACGAACGAUGCGGGACUCGAAACCGCGGGCUCUCGCGUUCCGUACGAGCGCUCUUUCCAAUUGAGCCUACCGUUCGAGUGACGUACUGUCAUAAAAUUUAGUAUGCUAUUUUGUUUUUUUUUUAUUUUAUUUUAUAACGCUCAGUUUGUAGCUGUAUGAAGCCACAAACGCAAAAGAGGAAAGAGUCGUCUCAUUGACAGACGGCGUGCACGGAUUAGGUGAGUUACCUUCGAUAAGUUUAUUGUGUCAGAAAAGUCAACGAUAUUUAAGAUUUUUAUCUCAAGUAAGAGAUAAUAUUGAGAACGGCCGUUAGUCAUCUUGCGAAUAAACAAAGCGGUAAAGUAAUUGUGAGACGCAUCUGUAUCACUCAGAACUUUCUUAAUUUAUCUAGCCAACAACAAUUCAACAACAUUUAACAAUUCGCUACUUGUAUGUUGGCAAACAGGCCCUUAUAGUUUUAUUACUUAUAUUUUGUCGUACGUUCGAAUUAGCCACAUAUCUAACUGUGGAACGCCGAACGACUGGUGUGUUUAGACCCAGAUUUGCUCCUUAACGGUGCGUCAAAGUGUGUGACAUGGAUAAGUCAGUGAACGAAAGCCAAAAUGUAAUUUCACAGAAUGGACUCACAACAAUGCCGCAUUAUUAUACAGCGUGUUCUUAAAAAUCUUUUGUUUUUAUUGUAUGUAGAAUAUAUUAUUUUUCAUAUCGUUUUUUUACUAAAUGUAUUUGUUCAGUAAAAUUUUUCUUCCAUAUUGGUCUUGUAUGAAAUUUGAUGAAACAUUGUAUUAUUUUUUUGAGAGAGACGCUUCGUUUUUUCUUAAAGUCAAUUCAAAGUGGAAUAAAUUGAAAUAGUCGUAUGAUGUGUAUUCGUCAAUCUGUGAAUGCAAUUUCGUCGUGCCAGUCUUAGUUGGCUGACUAUCCCGUCUCAUUGUCGCCAUAAUGACAUCACAAGUAUUAUCAAAGUUUUAUUUAUCUAUAGUAGAUUAACAUAGUUAUAACUUAGAUGUAGGUACGUGGAUAUUGUUAGAGGUAACAUAAAUAUUGUAUGAAUCAGGUUUAUUUAUGCAUUAGUUACAUUUUUUGUUCAAUUUUGAAACAGCAGCGCAAUAUAUAGUACAUACUAUAUUGCUGUUUACGAACACACACACUAACAACUAAACUAACUAAUAUCCCAACUAAGUUCCAAACUGUAACAAAUGUUUCAUUGUUUAUUGAUGUGGAAUAUUAAAAAAAUAUUAUUAAGGGAAA
Molecule: messenger RNA, 7355 nt
Organism: Leptidea sinapis
Lineage: Eukaryota; Metazoa; Arthropoda; Insecta; Lepidoptera; Pieridae
Gene: SNF4Agamma
Product: 5'-AMP-activated protein kinase subunit gamma-1
Exons: 16
Coding region: 394-3237 (947 amino acids)
Source: RefSeq, a predicted model, not a curated record